UACAUCCACUGAUACUGUGAUUGUAUCAUAAGUAGUGGUGCACUAGUGUCGACUACUCAUGGCUCUUCUUCACACGUCUCUCAUGACCUCUUUCUUUCUCUCUUUUUUCCUUACCUUAGUUUCUCUCUCUCACUUGUGUUUUUGCUUCAAUACCAAACAUCUUGGUUUGUCGACCACCGGGUCCGAAUGGUCACCGGCCGGUGCGACAUGGUACGGCAGUCCUAAUGGAGCUGGAAGUGAUGGUGGAGCAUGUGGUUAUGGAAAUGCAGUAGAGCAGGCUCCUUUCUCUUCUUUAAUUGCAGCGGGAAGUCCUUCGCUUUUUAAAUCUGGCAAGGGAUGUGGAGCUUGUUAUCAGGUGAAAUGUACAGAAAAUGAGGCAUGUUCAGGGAAACCAGUGACGGUGGUGAUCACCGACGAGUGUCCUGGAGGUAGCUGCUUAGCUGAAUCUGCUCAUUUUGAUCUCAGUGGGACUGCAUUUGGAGCCAUGGCCAUCUCAGGUCAAGCUGAUAAACUACGCGAUGCUGGGGUCCUACAAGUUAAAUACUCACGGGUUGCAUGUGACUACCCAGGACAGACCAUAGCCUUCCAUGUCGAUGCCGGCUCCAACCCCAACUACUUCUCAGUGGUUGUCGAGUUUGAAGACGGGGACGGAGACCUCGCAAGUGUCGAUCUGAAGGAGGCGGCGACAGAUUCAAAUGCAUGGAGGACCAUGCAACAAUCAUGGGGUGCAGAUUGGAAGCUUGAUUCUGGAUCGGAAUUGAAGCCGCCAUUUUCGAUCAGGUUGACGUCGCAGUACUCAGGCAAGACGCUAGUGGCGAGCAACGUUAUUCCGGCAGGGUGGCGUCCCGGUGCUACUUACCGCUCCUUCGUCAACUAUAAUUGAAUCUGCCCACGUUCAUAUCCCUAUUUACAUGCAUGCCAUGCAUGUGAAGAUGUAAAUGGAUGUUGGUAUUUGUAUUUUAUGGUUCAAUGGUUCGCUUAGUUGUUGUUAGGAACGGACGGUCGUCGUUUUAAAUGGAGUGUACGUGCAUUUUAUAGUAUGUCGUGUGCAAGGAGAUGUUGGGCAUUAUAAAUGAU
Molecule: messenger RNA, 1077 nt
Organism: Magnolia sinica
Lineage: Eukaryota; Viridiplantae; Streptophyta; Magnoliopsida; Magnoliales; Magnoliaceae
Product: expansin-B18-like
Exons: 4
Coding region: 59-883 (274 amino acids)
Biological process (GO): sexual reproduction
Cellular component (GO): extracellular region
Source: RefSeq, a predicted model, not a curated record